AAAGAAUUCGUGAAGGAACCAGAUUAUUAAUUAAUAACUUCUUGUCAUAUCCACACUUAAAAAUUUUUUAUUUGUAAAAUGAGACCAGUUUUUAAUCAGUGCUGUUGCUGCUUCUCAUUGGAAACCGGAGGACAAAUAAUUGGAUGGUUUUAUGCAGUUGCUGGUGUUUUGUCAACCAUUGGAUGCAUUGGAUUGGCUUAUGUUUUUGGAGGAAAUGAGGAUCCUCAACUUGAUGACGCCAGAACAGUUUUAGUCACAAUAUUUGUCAUAUUGGCAUGCUUCGCUUUUAUCAAUAUUAUUGCGGGAAUUCUGCUUAUCGUUGGAGUUCGUCAAAGAAAGCACAACAAAAUGAUCUUUAUGUUGCUCCUGAUGAUCCUUGGAAUUAUUUCGUCAUUUAUGAACUUUAUUUAUUCUGCAACAGCUACAGAUAUUGUAUCAGUAAUAAUUGGAGUAUUUAUUCAAAUUUACUUCUUCGUUUGUGUAUUGAGCUUGUACAAUAAAGUUAAGGAGGAAAAUAGAAUCACCCCAAAAGAACACCAACCUGCUUAAAGGAAUGUAAUGAAUCAAAUUAUACCUUCUUUUUAUUAUAUCCCAUUUGUAACCUUUAAUAAAGAUGCAAUUGUUUUCAAUUAUUUGUCAUGCUUAAAAAAUACUUUUUAAAGAUUAAUAUAAAUAAUUAUGCUUG
Chironomus riparius is the source of this 685-nucleotide messenger RNA. Lineage: Eukaryota; Metazoa; Arthropoda; Insecta; Diptera; Chironomidae. The record is from the annotation of a GenBank genome assembly.